GCUGCCAAGUGCCAACCAUCAUCCCGCCAUUUUCCGGCGCUCGUUGCUUUCACCUCACAUUGCUACUCUUUCCACUUUCUAUCUUCUUCAGACAUUACUAAAUAGGAACAAUUUCAGUUGAAGAUUCAACCCGUUCGAUUUUAUACACAGGCUCCAUAAUUGGCUAGAAGAGGUUUUCACCAUGAACCCUUCAUAAAGAGAGAAUGGUGUUAUGGUUGUUAAGGAUCGAAAGAAUGUAGUUAAUUGGAUAACUUUCUGCCCUCACCGCCCAAGGCCAAACGCUCAUAAGAGCUGCAAGUGAUCGUUAUAUCUAAACCCUAGCAUAAUCGAUAUCCGUACUCGCUUCGAUGUUCCGCCUCUUUUCACAGCCAUGUCUCUUCCUUCAUACACUUGCUGAUCCGAAUUUCCAGUCCCGAAUUGCAUCCACCAUCUCCCGCCAAAAGUGGUCGGAGCUCAAACCAAUUAUUCAAUCCUCCACUCAUGCCGAUUUCUUACACCAGCUCUUACAAUUCAAUAAUUUCGACACCGACCUCGUUGUAUCCUUCUUUAAAUGGUCACAAAAGAGAUGCGAGGCCGCCUUCUCUAUUGAGGAUCACGUUAGACUUUUUAUCUUGCUAGCGAAUGAGAAGAAGUACCCCAAGCUUCGGUCUUUACUCCACAUGUUUCCGAAACAAGCAGAAGCCCUUUCAAUCUCCACGUUUUGUCACUCCCUUUUGACUAUCAGUGAUAACGCGUGCGCAAAUAUAGUUGUAUUUGAUAUGCUGAUAUCGGCUCUUGUGAGCAAUGGGAAGGUUGAUUUAGCAUUUGAGGGUUUCAUGCGGGCUGGGGAUUAUGGGUUUAAGCUUUCUGUGCGUUCGUGUAAUUUGCUGUUGGCUGCGCUGGUGAAAGAUGGUAGGACUGGAAAUGUGGAGUUUGCAUAUAAGGAGAUGGUUAGGAGGAGGAUUGGGAUGGAUUUGAUCACGUUUAACACGGUAGUUUGUGGGCUUUGCAAGGCUGGAAAGUUGAACAAGGCGCGUGAUGUCGUGGAGGAUAUGAGUAUUAAUGGUGUGGCACCCAAUGUGGUUACUUACAACACUUUGAUUGAUGGCUACUGCAAGAGGGGCGGUGAGGGGAGAAUGUACAAAGCUGAUGCACUGUUGAAGAAUAUGGUGGAGAAGGGGAUUUCUCCGAGUGUAAUCACGUAUAACAUUCUUAUUGACGGAUUUUGCAAGGAUGGCAAUGUGGCUGCCGGUAUAAGGAUUAUCAAGGAAAUGAAAGACCAGGGUGUGAGACCAAGUGUGCUCACGUAUAACUCGUUGAUUAAUGGCCUCUGUGGUGAUGCAAAAGUCGAUGAGGCAUUGAGUUUAAGGGAUGAGAUGGUGACAGUAGGUGUGGAGCCAAACAUUGUUACUCAUUCCACAUUAAUCAAUGGAUAUUCGAAGAAUAAUAUGUUGAAGGAAGCCAGGGACUUGUUCGAUAAUAUCAUAAGCCAAGGGAUUGCAUUGAACGUACUGACAUUCAACGCUUUGAUAAAUGCGUACUGCAGAGCGGGUGAAUUGGAAGAAGCAGUAGCUAUAUUCAAUCUUAUGUUGGACAACAAGGUUUCUCCCAGUGUAUCAACGUACAAUUGUUUGGUCGGUGCUUGUUAUCGCAAUGGACAGAUGGAAGCAGGGCAUAAGCUUCUGAGUGAGAUGGAGGAGAAGGGGUUGAGAUAUGAUGUAGUUACCUAUAAUGUUAGAAUAGACGCAAUGUGCAAGAGUGGUGAAACCAGGAAGGCGGUUAGGUUAGUGGAUGAAAUGUGUAAAAGGGGUCUGAAUCCGAGCCAUGUUACGUACAAUACUUUGAUGGAUGGUUACUGCAAGCAGGGAAGCCUGAAGGCAGCUUUGGGGGUGAAGAAAAGAAUGGAGAAAGAAGGGAAGCGGCCAAAUGUUGUGACAUAUAACGUGCUGAUUAAAGGUUUUUCGCAGAGGGGGAAGCUUGAAGAGGCGAAUAGAUUUCUUAAUGAGAUGCUGGAGAAAGGAUUGGUACCAAACAGGAUUACUUAUGAUGUGAUUAAGGAGGAAAUGAUGGAAAAGGGAUUUGUUCCGGACAUAGAUGGUCAUCUUUAUAGUGAUUUGGUAGCUGCAGAUUCCCCUUGAGUUUUGUUUACUGCUAUAUGUACAUAUUCUUUGAAUUGUAUACUUGAUUUCAAACUAUAAAUUGGGACUUGUAAUAUGGCUCAUGCCGUCCGCGAAUUCGAUGAA
Molecule: messenger RNA, 2222 nt
Organism: Salvia hispanica
Lineage: Eukaryota; Viridiplantae; Streptophyta; Magnoliopsida; Lamiales; Lamiaceae
Product: Pentatricopeptide repeat (PPR-like) superfamily protein
Molecular function (GO): protein binding
Source: RefSeq, a predicted model, not a curated record